Molecule: messenger RNA, 1286 nt
Organism: Clarias gariepinus (North African catfish)
Lineage: Eukaryota; Metazoa; Chordata; Actinopteri; Siluriformes; Clariidae
Product: mpv17-like protein
Exons: 4
Coding region: 549-1145 (198 amino acids)
Cellular component (GO): membrane; cytoplasm
Source: RefSeq, a predicted model, not a curated record
UUGGAUGGGAAUAAUAUAUGUAAUCGCCAAUAAACUUUAAAAAAAAAAAAAAAAAAGUGUCUGUCUUUUGACCUCACUUAUCAGGAAAGACCUGAUGCUUGUUGGACGUUUUUUGUUUUUUCACCAUUAAACUCAGAAGUGUAUUUGCAGUUUAGGAAACUCCUCUGAUAAGACCAGCAACACCAAGAUCAAAGUCACUUGAAUCAAAUCAAAUCAUUGAGAUUUUUUUUUUUCUCUUUGUUUGAUGUGAACACUAAUUGAACCUUUGAUCAUGAUACAUUUGCUGUAUCACUAUAAGUGCAUGAAUGAAACAGAACAUGUGCAGGAGGAGGAGAAGGAGGAGUGUCUCUUUAACCCGUGUUUGUGAUGCACACAGAUUUAAUACAACCUGGCAACCUGCGCAUGACCAAGGUGAGACAGGAGGUUAUCCCCAGGUUGGGACACACCCACAGUACACGCACUUCAGUCAGACAUUCAGCAGAGAUCAAAGGCAGCACAGCUUUCACACCAGACCAACAGGAGUCUAACUGAAGUUGAUAAAUGAUUGAAUGAGGAUGAGGAUGAGGAUGAGGAAGGCGUUCCCGUGGCUGGCCAACGUGUCCCUGUACGGCUGUCUGUUCGCCGGCGGCGACCUGCUCCAUCAGCGCGUGACGCACAAGCAGCGCGGCGCCGAGCUCGACUGGAGGCGCACGAAGAACGUGGCGCUCGUGGCGUUCUGUUUCCAUGGCAACUGGAACUACUUCUGGCUGCGCGCCCUCGAGCGCCGGUUCCCGGGCCGGUCCUUGGCCAUGGUGCUGUCCAAGGUAGCGCUGGAUCAGAGCUUCUCCUCGCCCUUAGCGACCAGCGUCUUCUACACAGGUGUGAGUGUGUUGGAGGGCAAAGAGGACAUCUUUGAAGACUGGAGGGAAAAAUUCUUCAACACGUAUAAGACCGGACUUAUGUACUGGCCCUUUAUGCAGUUCCUAAACUUUGUGUUGAUGCCGCUGUACCUGCGCACCGCGUUCAUGGGCUGCUCGGCGUUCCUCUGGGCCACGUUCCUGUGUUUCUCGCAGCAGAGUGGCGACGGCACGGCGGGCACGGCUCUCGACUGGUUAACCACCACUGAGAAACAGAUCAUGAGCCAAAGCACUAAUGAGGAGAAGUGAUGAACAGCGACUGUGGUGCCUUCACUCACACACAUACUCUACAGACGUGUAUUGCACAAACCUUUAUUUAUGUAUACAGUACCAGAUUGGACACACCUUCUAAUUCAAGGUUUAGUGAUUUAUUUUCUACAUUCUAGAACA